This is a messenger RNA of Camponotus floridanus (Florida carpenter ant), 1239 nucleotides long. It is a transcript of the gene REG, whose product is annotated as proteasome activator complex subunit 3. Gene Ontology annotation, cellular component: cytoplasm; nucleoplasm; proteasome activator complex. The coding region runs from base 296 to 1036 and encodes 246 amino acids. The record is from RefSeq and is a predicted model, not a curated record. The transcript has 5 exons. Gene Ontology annotation, biological process: positive regulation of endopeptidase activity; regulation of G1/S transition of mitotic cell cycle; regulation of proteasomal protein catabolic process. Gene Ontology annotation, molecular function: endopeptidase activator activity. NCBI's taxonomy places the organism in Eukaryota, Metazoa, Arthropoda, Insecta, Hymenoptera, Formicidae.
CAGGCCAGGUGUCCGUCUGUCAAUUACGCUUUAUCUACUCUUAUCUCUCUCUCUCUCUCUCCGGGGAAAACGUAAAUACGUCUUCCGUGCGACCUUAAAUGCAGGAGACGUCGAGGGCAAAAAACGCGAACGGCCUUCGCCAAAUGCCUUCGUCGAGAUCCUCGCUUGACAACAGCGGUAGUACACGGUGGUAGCGCGAACUUCCUGUUUGAGUUGCACGUUUUUCAACAAAGGGACACGCAUACACAGUGGCUACGAUUUAGAGAAGACGAUUUUUUCUUACGGAACUUGUAUAAUGGAGGAUGCUACAGUGGAAAAGGUUCAAGAAUACAAGGAUUCACUCAAGACUAAGGUAGCGGAGGAAUUAUUGAUAAAAGGAUUUCCCGAAAAAAUAGUUAAAUUAAAUGAAUUGCUGGAGACGCCUGGAUUCAGUAAUCGAAAAUUGUCAGAUGUACACCAAGAUUUAAAUGUACCCAUUCCAGACCCUAUAGUUCUUAAUCAUUCCGAAGAUGCUCCUGCUUCAAAAAAGCUUAAGUUGGACAAUAAUGCAGAAGAAACCAGCGGAACCAAAGUUAUGGUACUACCAAAUGGUCCAGUACCUUGCAACAAAAAACUAUGUGAUCUGAUUUUGAUAGUUAAACCAUACAUUAGACAACUUUUGGAGGACUCUAAUUUACUAAAAAUGUGGAUUUCUUUCCUGAUUCCAAAAAUCGAGGAUGGAAAUAACUUUGGUGUAUCAAUACAAGAAGAUACAUUAUCUGAGAUUCAAUCAGUUGAGAGUGAAGCAGCUGCAUUCUUCGAUCAAAUUUCUAGGUACUUCAUCUCUAGAGGAAAGAUCAUUAGUAAAGUCGCGAAAUAUCCACAUAUUAUUGAUUAUAGAAGAGCGAUUCAAGAACUAGAUGAAAAAGAAUAUGUGAGUUUAUGGCUCGUUAUGUGCGAGGUUCGCAAUCGCUAUUGUUCAUUACACGAUCUUGUGAUCAAGAACCUUGAAAAGAUCAAACGGCCACGUUCCUCCAACGCGCAGUCCCUGUACUAAGCAUGUUCGUACUACGCGCUGUACCUACGUACGGAAUAAUUCAAUAUGAAUAUAAAAAUUCGCAAAAUAUAAUAAUAUAAAAUAAAACUCAUCUUCAUCGACAUAAUUCACUGCCUUGACAUUAGUCCAUCAUUCGUUUUAUCGAUUAUGGCACUAUAUAAAUAAAAUCAAUAUAGCUACACUCUUCGAAAUUGUAUUAUAUA